Cuscuta campestris is the source of this 1011-nucleotide messenger RNA. NCBI's taxonomy places the organism in Eukaryota, Viridiplantae, Streptophyta, Magnoliopsida, Solanales, Convolvulaceae. The record is from the annotation of a GenBank genome assembly.
AUGGGUGAAGCUGGCCCAACCAAAAUACGAAGUAUAAUGCUUGUGAGGCCCAAGUAAGACGACCGUAUGGUCCAGAAAAUUCGGACUUCCAGUUUGGACGGAAAUGGCAGCUCUGAGAGCCGCGGCGGGGAUGCUUUUUGGAGGCAUAUUCCGGCCAACCAUAUUCUUACUCGGGACACGUUUUUCCCACGCGCCGCCGCGACUGAGGACCUGUGGUUCGAGCGCCUUCCCGGUGUUGCGCACAAUCAGUCACUUUCCCGUCUUGUGCAGAGCAUCCGAGGGCAUCGAUGGCGACGGCAAGAAAUCGCCGGCGAGGAUGGCUCAGGUACAGCAGCUUAUGCAUGAAGCCACCGAGCGAGCUCAGGCCGCUGGAAAUGAUCCUAUUCCUAAAAUCACAAUCGAUCAUGUUACUGUAAAUUUUGCAAGAAGUGGCGGCCCUGGAGGUCAAAAUGUCAACAAAGUUAAUACAAAGGUGGAUAUGCGAUUCAAUGUUCAAAAUGCACGGUGGUUGAGUGAUAGAGUGAGGGAUAAGAUUAUGCAAACGGAAAAGAACAGGAUCAAUAAAGAUGGUGAGCUUGUGAUUUCUUCAACCAAGACCAGAACACAGAAGGGAAACAUAGAAGAUGCCUUGAGUAAGUUACAGGCCAUCAUUGAUGCUGCUUCCUAUGUCCCACCACCUCCAUCUCAAGAACAAGUUAAAAGAAUUGCCAAGUUAGCUGCAGCUGGGGAGCGCAAGCGUCUUGACAACAAGAAGGCGCUUUCACAGAAAAAGUCUAUGAGAAGAAGCCGCGACGGUUGGGAUUGAUUUUAGAGGAGUUGCAUUAUAUAUACUAUUGUUCAUAGCAUUGAAUCUCUGCAGUUAUAUCAGGCAACUGCUACUUAUCUGCAGAUCAAUCUCAAGGAGAAUGUGACAGUUUUGGUUUCCAUAGUUUUGGUAAUUUUCCAUAGAUUUUUUUUACAUAGUAAGUAUUGAACAUGUUGUUUUAUUUGUAGUAAAGAAUGGGUUAAAUC